CUUCCCUCUGUUUUGCUUCACCACCCGCCUCCCAACAGCAAUGUCUGCGACCCUCGGUAGGCAGCUGCUGGAAGUGUUGCAGACCGAUCUGCGCACCAUCUCGGCCGAGGCCAAGAAGAAGCACCCAACCGUCAAGGACGCGGCCGAACAUGGCAUACUCAGGUUGCGCUCUGUCGCGUCGGCAAGUUCGUCGUCCAAGCCAUUCAACGAAGUGCUCGCCGAAACAGACGAGGUGCUGGCUCCGUUGCUGAUGGCGUGCGACUCCAAAGCGCCAAAGCUCGUGCAGGUGGCCAUCAAUUCAGUGCACAAGCUCAUCUCACACAAUGCCAUCUCCCAGUCCAUGGUUGGUCCCGUCAUUAACACGCUCUGGCAAUUGAUGGAAGAGAGCCUCGAAGAAGUCAAAAUCCUCCAAUGCUGCCUCUCCUUCAUCACCAGCAGCCUUCUGCUCCAUGACGAAACACUUUCCAAGGUCAUCGUGGUGUGCUUUAGGUUGUACUUUAAGAAGGAUGCGUUGACCACAAACACGGCCGCUGCUACCCUGCGGCAAAUUCUCACAGUUGUGUUUGAUCGAGUGACACUGGAAGACACCUCUCCGGAAGUUACAAGCCAUCUAAAGCCCACUUCGACUAUCGCAACAACACUGGCACUGGGCAACGACUCUGACUCGGACACUGGUGGUGCCGCCAAAAAUCGUCGUGUCUUGAAAGCGCUUGGCCCGUGCGCCUUGGAUGCUUACCUGCUUUUUAACGAUCUCUGCCGGCUCACAAACGGAGACGUUCCUCAAUGGCUGGUGGGCGUUGUUGAGAUGUCCCGAACGUUUGGUCUUGAGCUGAUCGAGUCGUCACUGAGCAAUCAUCCCGAGCUCUUUUUGAAGCAUGAAGCUCUCAGCUUUUUGCUCAAGGAAAAAGUCUGCCCGCUCGUCAUCAAGCUGUUUUCGUCGGGCAUGAAGUACCACAACAAUGCUGCAGCAGACCGCGCGAGUUUCCCCGUGUCUACCCGUCUUCUGAAGCUUGUGCUCAUUCUAGUGCAAAGAUUUUACAAUCUUCUGGUCACCGAGUCGGAAAUCUUUCUAUCAAUGCUCGUCAAAUUCCUCGAUCCCGACAAGCCCAUGUGGCAGCGUGCUGUCGCCUUGGAAGUCAUGCGAGGACUGGUGCAACAUCCAGACAUGCUGAUGGCCAUUUGUGAGCACUACGACAUGCAGCCACAGGCGACGCAAGUUUUGCGAAAUAUGGUGGCCGGCAUUGCCAACUUUAUCACAACGCUCCUCGCCAACGCGGCCGCUGGUCUUUCAGAGCAGCUCGGGGCGUUUCCACCUGGAGUUUACGCGGGCAGCGGCGGCUUGACGCCCCCUCUUGGCCCCUCCGUGGUCGCUUCGAGUGGCACGACUGGUGGUGCGCUGUCAAGCUCGACCGCGAUGGCAGUGAUUGGCGCCGGAGCCGGCGGCCCGCUGAAACCGCAACUGGCCGAGUCGACCAAGAAUUUGUGUCUGGAAUCGGGCGACAAGACGGAAGCCCCGGUUGUGUCGGAAACAUACGCCUUGUCCAUCGGCUUGGCGUGUAUGAUCACGCUGAUUGAGAGUCUUUCAGCGAUUGUGACCACACACUGGGCUUUGCGAAACAGCCAAGGUGACAAGAAGGCAAUGUGGUCCCUGCCCUCGUCCGCUCACACGCCCACUGCCACAACAGCGGUCGUCGACGCAAACGGCCUUGCGGGAGACGAGUCUCUCAUGCGGGAUCUCAAGCGCACCAUGGAGGAGAUCCGCACCGACGCCCAGUUUCCAGUUUGGCGCGAGCUGGUCGAGUCGACCUGGGGCGCCAUCUUGCAGAGCUUGGCGCAGCUUUUGCAGAGCAGUCGAGACGACGAUGUCACUCAGGCUAUCAUGCGAUCCUAUCAGACAUACACGAAUCUCUGCGGGGCCUUGGACAUGAAGCCCCCACGCGACGCCUUUUUGGUUUCGCUCUGCAAGUUUUCCUUGCCGUUCAACUAUGAUCCGCGGAUUGAGCCGCCUCCAAUUCACGCGCAGGCAUCCUUCUCACAUGUCGGUGUUGGCUCGCUCACUCUUUCCAGUGCAAGCGGCGUGUCUCCUGGUGUUGGAAGUGCCAUGUCCUCCACGAACAGCGGCGGCGUCGGUGGCGGCGGCUCGAGCGGCGGUGCGACUGCGCCGACCGGCGGCAAUGCGGGAGAUAAGGAUGCCAAGAACGCACCUGUCGGCAACGGUUGGGUGCUCAACAGCAUGAAUAUUGCGGCCAUUCGCGCGGUGCUCUACAUUGUCCACUGUUUGGGCGACCUGCUGGGCGAAUCGUGGUCUAUUGCCUUGGAAACCCUCAUGCAUCUCGAUUCUAUCGUCGGAGGCUCUGAAACAUCGCUGGCGUUGCUGGCGUCGUCCAAUCGCCGCAUCACAGACAACCGGUUGAACCUCAGCUCGAGCGCAACUGCCCAGUCUGGCGUCUCGCAAUCUGAGCUGAGCGUUCUCGCCACCAUGCUUUCGAGCUUGUUUGAAAGCUCCUGCUACCUGGAUGACUCUGCUGUCCGAGCUCUCGUCAACGCCCUAUGUCUCAUUGGGCAUGAGCCAAUCGGCUCGCCGCUGUCCAUGUUGGUUUCAGGCAGCGUCUCCAAGGAGACAUCCUCGUCGUCGCUGUUGACCAGCUCGACACCCUCGAGCAAACUUCGCGAUCUGCAUCGCCAUGCAAACGCCUUUGUGACGUGCAGGAUGUGGGAGCUUGGCUCUGUGAAUCUGCACCGGGUGGGCGUCUUUUGGCCCUUGAUUGAGCGGUAUCUCGUUGAAGCUGCCGACAAUAGCGAUCAAGUUGUCCGCGAGUACGCCGUUGACGUUCUCACUCGCUUGGCGCACUCUGCUUUGGCGUUUGAGCAGCGGCCCACGCCGUUGGUGGACGAUCUUGUCCUCCAAGAGACCAUUUUGAGCAGCCUGUUGCAAAUCUCACCCCUCACCCACGCCGACGUGCGGACCAAGCAACUCGAGUGCCUGUUGCUCAUUCUCCAUUCGUGUGGCCAAUCGCUCAGUCGAGCGUGGACGAUUGUCCUGGCGAUCGCAGGUGCCGCCACACGAGUGUCGGACGAAGACCUCGAUGGAUCGACGGCCGGUCUUGGCGGCCUCGCCUCUGCUUCAACCGGCUCGGGCUCUGCGAAUCUGAUCAAACUUGCCUUCCAAAGCGUCUCAUUGAUUGUUGGUGAUUUUCUGGGCAAUUUGCCUGUCGAGUGCCUGGUUCUUUGCAUUGACACCGUUGGCCGAUUUGGGCUGCAGCUCGCGGACAUGAACAUUUCGCUGACCGCGGUCGGUCUUCUGUGGAGUAUUGCCGAUUAUCUGCAAAUCCAACGCGCAUCCAUCGAAGCUCAGCUUGGCGCUUCGGCUGUCGUCGCUGCCUCCUCUCAAGACCAGUCGGCGGGAUUGCAAUCCGGCAUUACCUCGUUGGACGCGCUGUGGAUGGCCUUGUUUGGCCGUCUGGCCGACAUUUGCAUUGAUCCGCGUCCCGAGGUUCGAAAAUCUGCAUCUCAAACGCUGUUUUCCACCAUCUCAACCCAUGGCGCGCUGCUUGGUCGCUCCACUUGGCACGCCUGCUUGUGGGAUGUAAUCUUCCCGCUUCUUGCUCACAUUCAGACGUCGUCGACCAAUGCCGCCCAGAAUGGGGCCGCUGCGCCUGCCGAAGGGUCCAUCAUGGUGCAUCACUCGCGCAACACUGCGUCCAAGCAAUGGGACGAGACCAAGGUGAUUGCGCUCAAUGGCGCAGCCCAGUUGUUCUCGACGCACACUCAAAAGCUCGCUGCUUUUGAUGACUUUCCUUCUGCCUGGUCAACCCUCCUGGAAGCCAUCGAGCGAACGGCUGUUGAAGGGAGCAAGGAGGUUGCCACAGCCGCGAUCGAGAGUCUGCAGGAGAUUCUCAAGCCUCCGGCAACGGAUGACAGUAGCAGUGCCACCCCUCCAGAUCCCGAGGACGCGACGGCCACGACCAUUCCCGACAAUGUUUGGAGAGGCCUGUACCUCAAAGCUUGGGUCAGUUGGCUCAGCAUCGGGUCUGCUGUGACUGCGCUUCCAGAGUCGGGCACGGGCAAGAACGGCGCGGUCGCCUCUCCGGAUUUGUACUCGCAGCAGUAUCUGCAAAUGUACGUCGAGACAUUCUCGUUUGUGCACAGCCGGAUCAAGGCCAUGUUUUCCAUCGCAGAUGCGCGGGAGCUGUUCAGCGUUCUGACCAAGGUCCUGCUGUAUCCCAACUCGAAUGCGUAUCGGGACGCUGACAACACUUCUACCCUCCAAAACACUGUUCUUGAGGUGUUUGCUCGACUCGAGCCCACCAAUCCCGAUCUAUGGCCCAUCAUGGUGGUCGAGCUGCUGAAUUACGUGCCGUUGGCGUGGCUUCCCCUGGCAGCAGCGCCACCAUCAACGCAAUCUCCAGCCAUGCAGGCCACGCUGGACGCGGCGAUUCAGGCCGUGCAGUCCCUCCCAGCCAUGCCAGCCAACGUGCCCGGAAUUGGUCUUGCGCCAUUCCUGCCACUCGCGCGCAAGUGCCUCGUGAUUGUUGGAGAGCUCUACGAGAAGCACGCCACACUUCCGAGCAUGCUUCAGCAGAACAUUUUUUCGCGAAUAAUGAAGGUCUUGCAUCACCCGCUUGCUCUCAAGUACGCCUGCCCCUCGCAAUCGUUGUGGAGACUCGCUGUUAACUGCUUCAUUUCGGUGGUUCGACGAGGACUCAAGCUGCAACGUCCGUCCUUGCUUGGCGCUGAUGCUGUCAACGCAAUGUGGGCGGAAAUGCUCAAGAUUGUCCAGGACUUUUGGUUUUCCGACAGCGUCUUGCCGAAAGACUAUACUCUCGAGCAACGUGAGUUGGAUGAGGACGUCGAUCUCAGCGUGCUCGAACUGGUCAAGGCCGAUGUCUUCCCUUUCACGGACAAUGUCAGCCCAGCUACCUUGGCCCUGCUGAUGGAAUCUCUUCGCCGAGGAUCAGAGCCUGGGCUCACAGCCGCAGUUGCCGAUGGCGCGAGUGGACUUGCCGGCCUGAAUGCGUUGAGUGUUCCGCGCGAGCGGCUGACGAAGGCGUGCUUUGACGCGUUGCUCAUGACUUCCUUCUCCGAUUCGCCCGGCAAGGGUGUUUCCGAUGUGGCCGUCCUCGCUCUCACAACGCGAUGUAAAGACGUUCUGGUUCAGUACGUCUCGGCUGAAGGCAUCAGUGGGUCGAUGCCAUUGCCCAGGGCGCUCCUGGGCGAGGUCGCUUUCGUCCUUAAGGCUAUCGUUACCCUUAUCAACAGCUUGCAACAAGAUGCGCGCUCUGACAAACUAACCGAAGGUCGGGCUCGACAAAUUCUGAUUCAGCUCUACCCCGUUCUGGUGGACUGCGUCGCGACAAGCGACGCCAAUAUUCGAGUUCUCUUGCGCGAUGUACUGUUACGCAUUGGCACGGCUCUCAUGGUCACUGCUUGAGCAAAGCAUUUCCCAGAAGGGCAGCUGACGAUAGAAUGGCUAAAUAACAAUACAUUAUAGUUUACAUCACA
Messenger RNA from Capsaspora owczarzaki ATCC 30864, 5502 nucleotides. RefSeq lists its product as hypothetical. The coding region runs from base 41 to 5431 and encodes 1796 amino acids. The record is from RefSeq and is a predicted model, not a curated record. Lineage: Eukaryota; Filasterea; Ministeriida; Capsasporidae. The transcript has 14 exons.